GUAGAGAACCAGACUGGUUCUCUGCGGCUGGUUCAACCAGUGCAACUGUUCGUUCGAUACCUAUCCGGAACAAGGGAAGACCAAUCUUCCAGCCACGCGAAUGCGCUUCAGCACAUCCAUCGUCCAAACGGGAUAUUCCUCGCAGCUGCCCCAGUCUUUUGCUCGAUCCAAGCGCGACAUGCCGAACCGCGUACUUAACAUUCUGGAGGAAGCCAAACAUCCCGUUUGUUACAAGAGGGCGCUAUCUUGUUUGCUGUGACUUCACAACGCGGUGUCGAAGACUGAGACCUCCCCACAAUCCCUGUUCCCCGAUUGACAUAUCCUGUAGCUUCCGCGAUUCCGGAUCCAUUCAAGAUGCUGCACUGAUGGCUUCACGGCGUCAUUGCGUUAGGCCCGCAGAACGAACUCGGUCAGCACGACGGACACAUCCUACCGAAGUUCUUGUCCACUAGAAGCACGUAUGACGCCUUCGCUUGAUGUGGGUCUUGACCAGGUUAUCGUCGACUGCAGGAUAUAGCAUAGGACAAUGGUAAUAUUCACACAUGCAUCGUACCGAGACAUUGAUAUCAAACGAAACAUGAUGCUAA
Messenger RNA from Mycena citricolor, 587 nucleotides. Lineage: Eukaryota; Fungi; Basidiomycota; Agaricomycetes; Agaricales; Mycenaceae. The record is from the annotation of a GenBank genome assembly.